CCUGAGCACACCUGUAUUACUUUCUUUAUAAUUUGAUCGCGAUCAGAAUGGCAACCGAAACUUACGGCCAUCGAUUGUUGUAUACCGAAAAAGAUAUGUUUUCCACUGACGUUAUUAUGGAAUACGCGACUGAAGAUUGCUAUUUAUCGUGGCCGAGGUCCCCUGACUCUGGUAGGUCCAGCUUGGAGCCUACACCUUCCAUAGACGGCAGCAUCAACCAUGAUUCUACUCACAUCGCCUAUAGAGGAUUAUCAGACGACAUCGUUCUGGAAGACAGUGCUGAAGACGGAGAGAUGGAAGGUUCCAGCAAGAGGAGAGGACGGGCGACCAGUGCAGCUGUAUUGAGAAGAAGAAGAUUAGCAGCUAACGCUCGUGAGAGGAGAAGAAUGCAGAAUCUGAAUAAGGCUUUUGACAGGCUACGAGGACAUCUGCCUUCCUUGGGUGCUGACCGGCAACUCUCCAAGUAUGAAACUCUACAAAUGGCACAAACAUAUAUAGCGGCUCUAUACGAACUUUUACAAUAAAUAUAGGUACGUUAUUAAUAAUAAAUUAU
Molecule: messenger RNA, 553 nt
Organism: Achroia grisella
Lineage: Eukaryota; Metazoa; Arthropoda; Insecta; Lepidoptera; Pyralidae
Product: protein atonal-like
Exons: 1
Coding region: 48-524 (158 amino acids)
Molecular function (GO): protein dimerization activity
Source: RefSeq, a predicted model, not a curated record